AUGUCCGAAGCCGCUCCGCCCACCGACUCCCGCGNNGCCCAAGUAUGUUCGUGUCGUGAUAUCUCUCUAUACAAUACUAAUCGCCAUGCAGCCAAUCCUGGUGCCAAGCGCAAGAGGAGUCCCUCGCUGGCUCCGUACCAAGGUGGAAUUGUGCCUCAGAACAAGGCGCCCAAGACGGGCAACGUGAGCAGUCAGCUGCAGAUCAACUACAUCGCGCGACAAUGCAUCGAUGACCUGCCCUUCAUCUCAAAGGAGGACACUCUUCCUGGCAUGUUGGAGACCCUCUCGUCGUACACUCAAGUCCUGGAUCGUCAUGAGUCGCUGGCUAGCAACCUCGGUGCUCGUCCCCUCGGUCCAAUCCUGAUCAAGCGUUUUGAACGCUGCUUCGAUGCGCCUCCGCGGGUCAUCGCCUCACACUCGCAUGCGAGAGAGGUAGACCUGCCUCAGGUGACCUGGCUGGACGUCGUCCACUUUGCCCAGGCACACCCCGGUCAAUUCACCUUGUCGACUUUUAGCGAGGGCCGUCGCGUGUGCCAGUUCUACUAUGCGCAAAAGCAGGUGCGCGUCCAGAUCUCUGAAGAAGACUUCCUGUUCAUCAACAGCGGAAGAUGCCAGGACCUGAUUCCACCACUUCCCAUCUGGGAGGAUGAGGAGAAAGAGGUGGCUACGUGCGAGCUUGUCGAGAAGGCUUUGAGGGAUCUGACUGCGGCUGCCGAUUCGGUCGCUGCUCGUACUCGCCAACUGGCCCACCGACUCAAGGGGAGAAGAAUGGCCAUCCUCGAGCGUAGAUCCACUGAAGAGUCGCACAACCAUCAGGUGCAGCAGCAAGCUCUACAACCGUCCUUCGUUUCCGUCAACAACACCAUUCGACAGCCAGUUGUGCACCAACCUCAACCGCAACCUCCACAGUCACCCGAAAAGGUCGAUCCUGCUCUGCACAUCCGGAACGAUCUUCUCAAACACUUCCAGUCGCUCCCCAAACAAGUGCCCCCACAAUCUGACAACCGUCGCAUCUCGUCUGUCCAGCAACAACCACAAUCGCCAUCAUUCCAGACACCGCAGACCUUCAACCACCACCCUCGACCGACUCUUGAAUCGACCUCCACCUCGGUCUCUCCCGUACCCACCAGCGUUGCCGCCAUUGCUGCCGCCGCAGCAGCCCAAGCAUCCCACUACGCCCGCGAUGAAUCACCACAAUCCCAACCGCGCCAUAACUUCUCAAAGCCCCUACCACCAUCGCAAGAAGUCUCGCAGCCCUAUCGCACAAUCUGUCAAGCCCAUAUGGAAAGUUUACCGCGUGGUUCUCGCGUCAUGCCUCCCUGCGACCGCUGCAGACGUUUGAAGAUGGACUGUCUCAAGAACUUGUCUUCAUGCGGUGGUUGCACCAAGAAACACGCAAGAUGCCAUUGGAAAGAGGUUUCUCGUGAUGAAGUACAGGGAUUGGAAGGCUUUGAAGAUGCCGAAAGAGUGGCCAAUGAGUUUGCCAAUGGUACUAGAAGGUUCAGUGCCGAGUACGCCGCUAGCGACACGAGUAUGGAUGUGGAUGCCAGAAGUCCUUUCGAUUACCCUAGCCACACUGCUGCGUCUACACCUGGUGGCUUAGGUGUUCAAGGCUUCGCUCGUCCACAAACAGCAGGGUAUCCAGACGUGCAGCAGCAGAACAACUAUCCUCCACCACAGCCUCAGCAGCAGAGAUCAGACUAUGAAGACCCGAGCAGCUACCGCGGUGCAGGAGCCAACAUUCAGCGCCAACCUUUCCCAGAAGACUUGACGCAGCAGCAAGCUCCUCCACAGCAACAACAAGACCGCACAAUGGACCUCCUCCGCGUCCUCGGAAGUCACAACAACGGCAUCUCUUCACCUGUUCCUACCAACCCUGCUCCUGUUACCGACAACAACCAAAACAGGAACAAUGGAGCAUUCAGAUCUUCGUUUACGCCUGCCAAUGAAACACCUGCUGUGGCCACUCCUGGCCAUGUGGGUGGUGCUACAAACGGACAGAACACCACCAUGACCACCGAGGUUCCUGGUGCGGCUAGCGAAGGCCAAAGAGUGUAA
Messenger RNA from Aureobasidium uvarum, 2058 nucleotides. NCBI's taxonomy places the organism in Eukaryota, Fungi, Ascomycota, Dothideomycetes, Dothideales, Saccotheciaceae. The record is from the annotation of a GenBank genome assembly.